Molecule: messenger RNA, 904 nt
Organism: Zea mays
Lineage: Eukaryota; Viridiplantae; Streptophyta; Magnoliopsida; Poales; Poaceae
Product: 50S ribosomal protein L29
Exons: 2
Coding region: 77-562 (161 amino acids)
Biological process (GO): translation
Cellular component (GO): chloroplast; ribosome
Molecular function (GO): structural constituent of ribosome
Source: RefSeq, marked validated
AGAGAAAAGUUGAAAGGAUGAAGUUAGAGGAUCUCGUUCCACUGAGCUAGCGAGACGGCAGCGCUGCGGAACAACAAUGGCGAUGAUGCCUCCUGCAGCGGCGUCAUCCCUCGCCUCCACUCCCCGCGGCAUCGCCGCUCCGCCUACUCGCACGGCAUCCCUGUGCAUCCGCUUAGGUGUCGUGACGGCGACGCUGUUCGCUGGACUGGCGGCGGCGUCGCAGCCAGUGGAGCGUCACGCCGCGGUGGUGGUCGCGAUGGCGAAGAGGGAGCAGGAGCUGGAGGGGAUCCGGGCCAUGACGACGGAACAGCUGGAGGAGGAGGUGGUAGACCUCAAGGGGGAGCUUUUCCUGCUCCGCCUUAAGCGCUCGGCGCGCCAGGAGUUCAAGAACAGCGAGUUCGGCCGCAUGCGCAAGAGGAUUGCUCGUAUAUUGACUGUGAAAAGAGAGCGGGAAACUGAACAAGGAAUAAACAAGAGAUUGUCCAGGGAGCUUGAUAGGAAAUGGAAGCAGGGCAUUGUGGUCAGACCACCACCAUCUCUAAGGGAGAACAAAGAGGAGUAGAGAGCUGCAAAAGAAGCAAUCUGCAAAAGUCGUUUCAUGCAAGAGUGUUGCAAGAAGGUUCCUUUGUGAUUCCAAACUUUAUUUCAUUGUUACGUAUUCCAUGUUUACAUUUUACUAAGCAUUGCUAUCCGAAUCUGAAUUUCAGUCGUUAGUCUCUUCUGUAAAUUUUGAUUUAUUUAAAUUUACGCCUCUAUCUGUGUUUUCGGUGCAUUUUUCUUAGCUGCUUCACAUAUUAAACUGCACUUUAGACGUGCAUGCUAUCCAGUAAUUGAGAAUGGACAGUCAUUUGCACCUAAAAGUAUAUGUUUUCUUGCCAUGCUGAAUCAAAUCAAAUUGAUGUCC